Molecule: messenger RNA, 1242 nt
Organism: Spea bombifrons (plains spadefoot toad)
Lineage: Eukaryota; Metazoa; Chordata; Amphibia; Anura; Pelobatidae
Gene: TMPRSS5
Product: transmembrane serine protease 5
Exons: 12
Coding region: 1-1242 (413 amino acids)
Biological process (GO): proteolysis
Cellular component (GO): membrane
Molecular function (GO): serine-type endopeptidase activity
Source: RefSeq, a predicted model, not a curated record
AUGGGGAAUAAGAGCCAUGGAUCCUUGCCAAAAAUUAGCAUCAAAGAAGAUUUGGAGAACAUGGAAACCUCUGUUAAAACAGUGCAAUAUUUCAUGAGACCCCACGUUUACCAAAGCUCUGUUCCUUUGCAAGAUGCUGAGGUGACUGCUCGCUGCAAUGACACAGACAAUGAAGUUGCCACUCUCCCAGCUAGAAAAGUAUCUUUCAGAAUAAAUACAGAAACCUUCUUGUUGGAAGUGCAGGUGCAAGACAGACAAGAAUGGCUUCCAACAUGUCAUGAGAGAUGGAAUUCAGCUUGGGGGACUUACAUAUGCCGACAUCUGGGAUUCAUCAGGUUGAUGCAUCACAGAAGUGUGAACAUGACAAAUGUCAGUUUAAAUCAAAGCCAGGAAUUUGUCCAAGUUCCCCCCGGUCAGACCGCUGCAACAGAGCAUAUGUGGCAAACUAGGCGCGGAUGUAUUUCUGGCCAUAUUGUAGGAAUUAUGUGUUCAGAAUGUGGAUCUCGCUCUAAAUCUUCCCGAAUUAUUGGGGGAAGUGACGUUGUUUUGGGUCGUUGGCCAUGGCUGGUCAGUCUGUAUCUUAAUGACAGGCAUGUCUGCGGUGGAUCCAUCGUGGCACAUCAGUGGAUUGUUACUGCAGCACACUGUGUGCACAAUUAUAGGUCUCCUCAGCUGGCCAACUGGUCUGUAUAUUCAGGAAUUGUCAGCCACCUGCCCAUGAGACAGAAUAUCCUGGUUUCUACAGUGGAGAAAAUUGUUUACCACCAGAAGUACAAUGACAGAAGUCAUGAUUAUGACAUCGCCUUAAUGAAACUGCAAAUUCCUUUAAAUUAUUCAGACAGCGUGCGCCCGGUUUGUCUGCCUCAGUAUGGCCGAGAGAUUCCUGCGGGGACAGAGUGCUGGGUCGCAGGCUGGGGAUACACACAUCCAGACAGCACACACGUGCCCCAAAGUCUGAAAGAAGCUAUGGUUCCCAUUAUAAGCACCAAGAAAUGUAACAGCUCCUGUAUCUACGAUGGUGACAUCACUCCCAGGAUGCUUUGCGCGGGAUACCUGGAUGGCAAGGUUGACGCCUGCCAGGGAGACAGUGGAGGGCCCUUAGUAUGCCAAAUAGACUACAAAUGGCGCUUAGUUGGAGUAGUGAGUUGGGGAAUGGGUUGUGCAGAGCCCAACCAUCCUGGGGUGUACACAAAAAUAGCGUCCUUCCUAGACUGGAUCCAUAAUAUCAUAGAGGAUGACUAA